AUGCAGUUAGGGAUAUACCUUCUAGUAGCAGCCACUGCUUUAGAUCUUUCCGUCCUUGCUUAUCCAUCGCCAGAGAAUCCGUGGACGAGGCCAGAACGGUUAGCGGCUAGAAACGUACCUGAACGCAGGAGUGGUAGUGGACUAUCUAAUUGUCAUUGGGACAAUGUCAUUGCCCUUGUCGAGCUACUACAGCCGAACAAGUCGGCCGCACUGCCUUACUUAAACGGCAAUGGUAAUGCUCCUGAUCGUUAUGCUAGGGCAGCCAUACAAUUUCAAGCGACCGACGAGCCUUAUAUUCAAGAUUAUAUGGUUGGACCCCUGCCUAUAUCAAGUCGAACAACGCUGCAGCCGUUGAACUACUAUUAUAAUAAAGGGGUUGGAAAACAGCGAGUUUAUCACACGGAUUUACAAGCCGAAAUCAAAUUUUACGCGCAGAUUGGUGCCAGUGUGGCAGAUAUAACGCUCGAUCUCUGGAAUGGCACAUUCAUGGGGCUAGCAAACGACUCGAUAUACCUUAAAGGUUUCGAGCCGCUCCGAAUUAGCCACCGCUCUGCUGUUACUUGGGGCCAGUUUUGGGGCUUUCCAAUCGGGAAUCCUGACGACCGUGCAGCUGUCCUUCCGCUGGGGCUAUAUGUAAAAGUGGACAUAUACGGAAGAGAUCCGUCAAAAUGGUCUGUCCAUGGGUGGUUCUACAACGGCAUUUUCUAUAGAAACACCAGGGCAUUUCGCAAAGCUUAUUUCUCCCCAGGAUUUAAGAAGCUAGGCGCCAACGUCGAUGGUCCUUGGGCUCAGUUGAAUAGAGAGGGAGAUCCGUUACCUAUGGAUACAGUUGCUGCUCCUCUGCAAGUUCAGCCUGAGGGACCACGAUUUGGUGUUGACGUGAAGGAGAAGUACGUAGAGUGGAUGGAUUUCUCAUUUUAUAUCUCAUUUAAUAGAGAUACCGGGAUGAGGCUUUUUGACAUUAAAUUCAGAGGGGAACGGAUUAUAUACGAACUUGGGCUCGAAGAAGCCCUCUCCCAUUAUGCGUCAAAUGACCCAAUGCAGUCUGGCGUCGCCUUCCUCGACACUUUAGAAGGUUUCGGCCGCGUUGCGUUUGAACUCGUCCAAGGCUAUGAUUGUCCGUCCCAUGCGACAUUUCUGAACACCUCCUUCUUCACCAACGAAGAGACUCGCACCCAUUUGAAUAGCAUCUGUCUCUUUGAGAUGGACACUGGUCAUCCUCUUCAACGUUAUGCAUCUUCAAAUGCUGUCAGCGUCACGAAAAGCAUGGUUUUCACUGUUCGAAGUGUCAGCGCCGUGGGCAACUAUGACUUUAUAUUUGAUUAUGAAUUUUAUCUCGACGGUUCGAUCCACGUCACUGUUCGUCUCUCGGGCUAUAUCCAGGCUGCCUACUGGGCUCAUAAUAGCGACUACGGUUUUAAAAUCCAUGAUAACCUUUCUGGCUCGAUGCACGAUCACGUUAUCAAUUACAAACUAGACAUGGACGUCAAUGGCACAGCUAACAGUUUGAUGAAGACCACCGUCGUUCCCACAAAGGAAAGGUAUCCAUGGUCUAAUGGCGACUGGGUAAAUACGAUGAAACUACGAAAGUCCUUUGUCAACAAUGAACGGCACUCGAAAAUCAACUGGUCGCCAAAUUCAGCAACAACGUAUACUGUUGUCAAUAAGGAUGCGCUCAACAAAUAUGGCGAAUAUCGCGGCUAUCGAAUCUCCCCUGUGACAAGUAGCACAACUUUUUUGACAGUGCAGGACUCGGCCAGCCUGAAAAAGAGUGGCGGCUGGGCGACUCACAAUCUUUAUGCGUUGAAACAGAAGGAUACCGAGCUUCAUAGCGCAUCUCCUUAUAACAAUCUCGAUACAGGAAACCCAGUUGUUAAUUUUGACAAAUAUUUUGACGGAGAGUCAUUGGAUCAGGAAGACCUGGUUUUGUACGACCGCCCCCCCCAGAUGAUUAAUGCCCGCUCUUCUAUGGCCAUUGUCCCCCAAAAUUUCCAUCUAGACAACCCAUCCCGCGCCACCCGUCAACAGGUUCGUGUGACAUUCGGAGGAGGCAAACUAGCGCAAGCCGAGAAAUUCGGAAGCCGACACGCCACCUGCAAUUUCGAUAUGAAUAACGCGGCUCCCAAUCUGGAAGCAUACAAGGGCGACCUUGUGGUUCCCAAAUAUCCAUUUUUGCCGAAUAACGCAACUUUCGUGCCUGUAUUGCCUGGCUCGUAG
Messenger RNA from Uncinocarpus reesii 1704, 2217 nucleotides. RefSeq lists its product as uncharacterized. The record is from RefSeq and is a predicted model, not a curated record. Gene Ontology annotation, biological process: amine metabolic process. Gene Ontology annotation, cellular component: plasma membrane. NCBI's taxonomy places the organism in Eukaryota, Fungi, Ascomycota, Eurotiomycetes, Onygenales, Onygenaceae. Bases 1 to 2217 code for a protein of 738 amino acids. The transcript is spliced from 8 exons. Gene Ontology annotation, molecular function: copper ion binding; quinone binding; primary methylamine oxidase activity.